This is a messenger RNA of Brassica oleracea var. oleracea, 1419 nucleotides long. RefSeq names its product salicylate/benzoate carboxyl methyltransferase-like. The record is from RefSeq and is a predicted model, not a curated record. The transcript has 5 exons. Bases 18 to 1277 code for a protein of 419 amino acids. Gene Ontology annotation, biological process: methylation. Lineage: Eukaryota; Viridiplantae; Streptophyta; Magnoliopsida; Brassicales; Brassicaceae. Gene Ontology annotation, molecular function: S-adenosylmethionine-dependent methyltransferase activity.
CUAUAUAAAGUAAGUGAAUGAGGGAUAGCCGCUCUCAGAAAACAUAUCAUAUUGUUAUAGUUCUCAUUUUUAAUACUUUUCUUGAAAUAGUUCUCGAAAUGACUUCAAGAUUCAUCCGUUCGAUUUCUUCCUCAAGGUGUGAUGGGAAGAGUGAAAAUGAGAUGAAUAACGGGGAUGAAGAGAGUGGUAAAUACCCUCUUGCGACUAUUUUAAGUAUGCGAGGAGGAGAUGGACACAAUAGCUACUCUACCAACUCUCUUCUUCAGAGAAGAGUUUUAUCAAUGACCAAGCCCAUCCUGGUUAAAAACACUAAAGAAAUGAUGACAAACUUGGACUUUCCUAAAUGCAUUAAACUAGCAGAUUUGGGCUGUUCUUCAGGACAAAACACGUUCACGGCCAUGUCUGAUAUCGUUAACACAAUCAUUGCGUUAUGUGAAGAAAGCAACAAAAACCCUCCAGAGAUAGAUUGUUGUCUGAACGAUCUCUCUGGUAAUGAUUUCAACAUGACAUUCAAGUUCCUAACCUUCUUCAACGAUAAGCUCACAAGCAAAAUACCAUGCUUUGUCUCUGGAGUGCCUGGUUCCUUUUACUCAAGGCUCUUUCCUCGCAAGAGUCUCCAUUUCGUUCAUUCAAACUACAGUCUUCAUUACCUCUCUAAGGUUCCCGACGGACUUGAGAAGAACAAGAUGAGUGUGUACAUAACAGGUUCAAGUCUUCCAAGUGAACACAAGGCUUACCUGAAUCAGUUCCAGAAAGAUUUUACGACAUUUCUAAGAAUGCGUUCUGAAGAAGUGGUAUCUAAUGGACGCAUGGUUCUCACAUUAAUCGGCAGGAAAACUCUUGAUGAUCCACUAUACAGGGAUUGUUGUCAUUGGUUGACAUUGUUAUCCGAUUCUCUCCGUGACCUAGUUUUCGAGGGUCUUGUGAGUGCAUCAAAGGUGAGUUCGUUCAAGGUGCCGUUUUAUGAUCCUAACGGAGACGAAGUGAAAGAACUAAUUAGAAAUGAGGGUUCAUUCAUGGUAAACGACUUGGAGACACAUAUAUUUGAUCUCGGUCUUAGUAACGAAGAAUAUGGCUUGCAAUCAGAUAGAGCAAAAGCAGGGGAAAAGGAAGCUAAUUGCAUAAGAGCAGUGACUGAAACAAUGCUUGUAGCUUACUUUGGAGAUGCCAUUAAUAUCGCUACAUUGUUUGAAAAAUAUGCACAUCAUGUGUCGCAGCAUGCUAGCUGCAAGAACAAAACGUCUGUCAGUCUAGUCGUUUCGCUGAUUCGGAAAUAAAUUUUAUUAUGUAACCCGUGCGAUGUGCCAGGCCUAAAUCAAUAUAAAUCACCACUAAAAAUCCAUAAAAAAAAAAAUACCCAUUUUGUUACGCCAAAAACUCCAGACUUAAAUUUUCGGAAAUCUUAUCUAUACUAUUAAA